AUGCCGACUUCGAGUGACGAGGAGAGUUACUCGUACAAAACCUCUAUUUCUGACGAAGAGUUGGAUUAUAACCCUUGCCAAUCAUGUGUCCUUUCUACUAACUGCUUGGAGAACGUCUUCCCAGCACUAGAUACCGAAGAGAACCAGUUCGCCAAAAUGCCUGACACUGAUUACAUCCUUAUCUCUCUGGAUUUCCAUCAUAUUUGCGUGAGAGAGCUCAGUGUAUCCAUAGAUGGGCCGUCAUAUCGACAAGAUCCUAUCAUCGAGGCCGGAGUCGCGUAUCUCGACAUGCGAGAUAUCUUGUAUGACCGUGGUAAAGGCGUCAUGCCUGGAGAUCGUGGGUCGUCCUGGUUCAAGUACAUGACACCUCCCCACUAUAUAGUGGAAGAGUUCGAGAACCAAGACGAAUCAGACCAGUCGCCAUAUUUGUUCGCUUUUGGCCGAUCAAGAAGGGUUCAGGAGAAAGAUCUUGCGUACAGAUUAUACCGAGUCUAUUCAGCGCUGAGAAAAAAGAACAGACGGAAAGAUGAGGUCGAGCAAGGACGUCUUCGACAGCUCAUUUUGCUGACCUUUGACCCAGAGCCCGUCAAAACUGCGCUGUUGCAGCUUGCUUUGGAGUGGUUAGCAGAACUCAAUGUGCAGAUAUGGGACUUGAAGAAGUAG
This is a messenger RNA of Fusarium oxysporum Fo47, 663 nucleotides long. RefSeq lists its product as uncharacterized. Lineage: Eukaryota; Fungi; Ascomycota; Sordariomycetes; Hypocreales; Nectriaceae. The transcript has a single exon. The coding region runs from base 1 to 663 and encodes 220 amino acids. The record is from RefSeq and is a predicted model, not a curated record.